CAAGGACAUGACCGACGUCUACGUGAGUCUCCCAAUUCCACUAAAACUCUCUCUCCAUCACGUGUUUCAAUUACUAACUUGUUUCGCCUUACAGGAUGGCAUCGGCGAGGGCCGCAUUGGCUCCCCGCGCUCACCGACUCGACCUCACAGCAUGCGCCGACGCCAGAGCAUGCAGGUGCUCGAGCUCGAAUCCAAGGUAGACCAGCUGUUAGCAGAGAACCGCAUGCUCAGCGAUGCACGCAAUCAAUUCGAACAAUCAUCGAGCCAUCGCGCAGUCAGCCUCGUCGCAGAACGCGAUGCCGAAAUCGACUCCCUCAAACAAUCUCUUACCUACCUGCAACAAGAAGUCGACCGCCUGACCGAAGUCAAUGAAGGCCUCAGCAGCGCGAAUGCCCAAAUAGCCGUGACACACACUGAGCGCUACCGCCAGCUCGAGACGCAACACGCCGACGCAGCGCGAGACCUCGAACAACUGCGCGUCGCCCACCACCACCACAGCAGGACGCUGGAAGACAAGGAUGCCGAGAUCGCAGACCUGCGCGCCCAGCUCGAAGCCACCAAGGAGCAGAUCCGGGAGAUGCAGCAGCAGAUCCUGUCCGCCAAUCCUGCCGGCGACUGCGAGUUCCUCAACAUCCAGGACGUCGAUCACUUCGACCACAGGUGCCAGCAGCUGUGCUCCCACGUGCAGCAGUGGGUGCUCCGGUUCAGCAAGUUCAGCGACAUGCGCGCGUGCCGCCUCACGUCGGAGAUCAACGACGAGAAGAUCAUCGACCGGCUCGACAACGCGGUGCUGGACGGCUCCGACGUCGACAAGUACCUCCGCGACCGGGUGCGGAGGCGCGACAUCUUCAUGAGCAUGACGACGACCAUGAUCUGGGAGUUCGUCUUCACGCGGUACCUCUUCGGCAUGGACCGCGAGCAGCGCCAGAAGCUCAAGUCGCUCGAGAAGGUGCUCCUCGAGGUGGGGCCGCCGCAGGCGGUGCGGCAGUGGCGCGCCAUCACGCUCACGCUCCUGGCGCGCCGGCCGGCGUUCAGGCAGCAGCGCGACCAGGACACCGAGGCGGUCGUGCAGGCCGUCUUCCAGACGCUGUCGGUCAUCCUGCCGCCGCCGAGCAAUAUGGAGGACCAGAUCCAGAACCAGCUCCGGCGCGUCAUGCGCGAGGCCGUCGACCUGUCGAUCGAGAUGCGCACCCAGCGCGCAGAGUACAUGAUGCUCCCGCCACUGCAGCCCGAGUACGACGACGCGGGCGACCUGGUCGAGACGGUCGCGUUCAACGCGCAACUCAUGAACGAACGGUCCGGCGGCGGCCCCGACGGCGACACCACCACCACCACCACUAACGAGGAGUGGGAGGCCGCCGGGUCGACGGUGCGCGUCGUCCUGUUCCCGCUGGUCGUCAGGAAGGGCGACGACGCCGGCGUAGGCGACGACGAGGUCGUCGUCUGCCCGGCCCAGGUCCUCGUCGCCAGGCCCGCCACCCCGGGGAAGAGGGCCGCGACGGUUCGCAUGGUCACGCCUAGCAGCGACGCGGGGGGCGCGAGCCUCGGCGUCGGGGGGGGCGGGGCGAGUCCGAGCCCGGUUGGGUUGGGGAGACAUGCGGGCUCGAGUAGUGUUAGUAUGCAGGAUGGGCCGUUCUUUUGAGUUCGGUUCGCGGAGGGAGGGGGGGAGAUGGAAUGGAUGCCGUCAAAAGAAUAAUCGGGUGGAGGAAAGGAAGUUUUCUGGGUUGCAUGGCAUGAUCAGGGAGUUUAGGGGAUUGUGUUGAUUUAUAAUGUCGACUUCUAUUUGUUGAGAUAUGUUUCUUGUCCUGUUUCUCGUGCUUCCCUUCUUCUGGGUUGCUUCUCGGUUUUUUCUUCUCUUUUCUUCCUGAACCUGUUCCUCUACUCCUGUAUACCUGGGCUCGGGUUCUGGCUAGACAGGUCAUAUAAUUGGUAACGAACGAAUAAUGAAUAUCCUUGUCUAUUA
Phialemonium atrogriseum is the source of this 1963-nucleotide messenger RNA. RefSeq lists its product as uncharacterized. The transcript has a single exon. Lineage: Eukaryota; Fungi; Ascomycota; Sordariomycetes; Cephalothecales; Cephalothecaceae. The record is from RefSeq and is a predicted model, not a curated record. Bases 8 to 1642 code for a protein of 544 amino acids.